AUGAAUCACUUAGUCUCCGCCGCAACCUGCCAACCGUUUUUCUUGUUCAUUCAACUUGGCCACAAUACGUUUGUGAAUCCAUUUGUGGCUGUUGACGUUUUUCUAAUCUUGCACAACUUAUCACACCAAUUGUGGGAUUUAACGGCUUCCUACUCUACUCCACCUUACAUUCUCCAGGUGUUUCUCGAUAAGGCAAUCGAACUAGCUCAACGGCUUCUACCCGCUUUCAACACUACGACCGGCAUACCGAUGAGCUUGAUAAAUUUACAGACUUCCACAUGCCGCAUGUUUGUCUGGAGUCGUGACAAAUGCUCCAUUUUGGCAGAGGCCGGGACACUGCACAUGGAGUUCAAAUACCUCUCGGAGUUAUCAGGUGAUCCGAUUUAUGCUGCUAAGGUUGAUCGCAUUCGGCACGUGAUCAGUUCACUGAAACGAUCUAAGGGCAUGUUCUACAAUUACUUGGACUAUCGAAAACCAAGAUGGUGUGCAAAUGUGUCCGGUCUGGGUGGGUUGGCUGAUUCCUUCUAUGAAUAUUUGCUCAAAGAGUGGAUUCGAACCGACCACCGUGACAUUCAAGCUCACGAGCUCUAUCAACUUGGUAUAGAGGCUCUCUUCGAAAACGGUGUGUUUCGGGAGAGUGAGAAAGGUCAUCUCUAUCUCAGCACCUUCAGCUCCGGAUUACUGUCGGAUACCAUGGAACACUUGGCGUGUUUUGCAGGUGGAAUGUUGGCUCUCGGAGCACGGGACAAAUCGGAUAUCUGGUUUCAUCGAGCCGUUGAAAUCACACGCACUUGCACUUACAGUUACGAUGUGAGCAUUACCAAUUUGGGACCAGAAUCCUUCACUUUCUCCCCCGGUAUUGAAGCGAUACCUGUAAAGCAGAAUCAAAAGUCUUACCUGCAGCGGCCGGAAACAGUGGAAUCUUACUUCUACCUGUGGCGCCUCACGAAAAACGAAACAUAUCGGACGGUCGCUCUCAAGGUGGUGGAGGCCACCCAAGCAGAGCUAUGCGAACUCAUCACACUUGUCCUGCACCCACCACCUUACCUGCCUCGUUCACAUUUCCACAAAUCUGCCAUCAGUCACUUCACCGUUCAUGUGGGCAUGCUUUUGCUAGAUUACUCCAUCUACACGGUUUCCUGCUCAUCGCUCAACGCGGUUGCCAACUCAGGCUGA
Dicrocoelium dendriticum is the source of this 1176-nucleotide messenger RNA. The record is from the annotation of a GenBank genome assembly. Lineage: Eukaryota; Metazoa; Platyhelminthes; Trematoda; Plagiorchiida; Dicrocoeliidae.